Messenger RNA from Hibiscus syriacus, 444 nucleotides. RefSeq names its product protein cornichon homolog 4-like. Gene Ontology annotation, biological process: vesicle-mediated transport. NCBI's taxonomy places the organism in Eukaryota, Viridiplantae, Streptophyta, Magnoliopsida, Malvales, Malvaceae. The transcript has 4 exons. The coding region runs from base 1 to 444 and encodes 147 amino acids. The record is from RefSeq and is a predicted model, not a curated record.
AUGAGAGAUAUCUAUAUAUGGCUUACGUCCUUCUUCAUCCUCGUUUCCCUUAUGAUUCUCAUUGUUUAUCAGCUCAUGUGUUUGGAUGAUUUAGAGUUCGAUUCCAUCAAUCCUUUCGAUUAUUCGUCGCGAAUGAAGAUUUUGGUCCUCCUGGAAUUCAUAGGAGAAGGGAUUUUGUGUUUGUUCUAUCUAGUAACUGGGCAUUGGGUCAUGUUCAUGUUAUGUGCUCCCUAUUCAUACUUCAGCGUGAGACUCUACAAAACGGGAGCGCAUCUCGUAGAUGUCACCGAGGUAUUUCACUUGCUUCGUAGGGAGAAAAACAUACGUCUUUUGAAGCUCGCUUACCUCACUAUUCUUCUCUUUCUCGAUAUAUUCUGGAUGAUAUGUUCUACGAUUGACGACGGCGACGAUGAACGUUACGGAGACGACGACUUUCUUGACUAG